This is a messenger RNA of Talpa occidentalis (Iberian mole), 5883 nucleotides long. RefSeq names its product L3MBTL histone methyl-lysine binding protein 4 (gene L3MBTL4). Gene Ontology annotation, cellular component: nucleus. Gene Ontology annotation, molecular function: zinc ion binding; protein binding. Gene Ontology annotation, biological process: regulation of DNA-templated transcription. The record is from RefSeq and is a predicted model, not a curated record. The transcript is spliced from 22 exons. The coding region runs from base 2744 to 4588 and encodes 614 amino acids. Lineage: Eukaryota; Metazoa; Chordata; Mammalia; Eulipotyphla; Talpidae.
GUGACAGCAUUGCCUCAAGCCAUGUCUCUACCAGUUUACUUACAAAAUCAGACAGAAAACAAACUGUGACUUUCAACUUCUCAGGCCCAGUAGCCCUCACUCUGCCUAAGUUGGGGGCCAAAGUUAUGAAGGGGUAUGACGGCUCUUCUCAACUGGGAAAGCUAGUAGUAGUAGCCCCAGCAAAUGUUAUGGGCCUAUGCUCUUCUGCAUCUGCAGUAACCCACCCAUCUGUUGGCAACACAAUGAAACAGGACUCUAUAGGUUUGACAUUGUCAGAUUCCACAGCUCGCUCUGCUGUAAAUGCCAAACAGGCUUUGAUUGCCAACCCAAAUGUCUCCAUUGGCACAGCCACUAUUGCUAAUUCUGGAAUUGCUACCAGUGUUUCUAGCACUGGAAACAAUAGCUUAUACUAUGCCACCAUGAGCCCAUACCCACUUGGGUUGAUGGGACCUGUGACCCAUAUGCAUGGUGGAAGCUUUGGGAAUAGUAUAUCCAACACAUGAUCCACUCCUUCCCCAACAUCGAGAAUGCCCAAACGUAAAAGGGGGGGAAAAAGGGCAUCCAGCCUGCCUUCUGCUGCUCCUCGUAUGAUCAGGAUCCAUCUAACUCGAGUAUAGCAACUGUGGUGGGACAACACACAGAUUUGUCUGCAUUUGCUUAUGGGGCCCCCUUAAAUCUGAGCAUCUGGAGUCUAACUAUGAUGCAAAACACAAGUACCAUGAGAGGAAAUAACAAUCCUGUUCCUAUCAAUAAUUCUGGAAUUACUACCAGUAUUUCUAACACUGGAGACAAUAAGUUACACUAUGCCACCAUGAGCCCAGGCCCACUUGGGGUGAUGGGACAUGUGACCCAUAUGCAUGGUGGGAGCUUUGGGGAUAGUAUAUCCAACAAAUGCCCCACUCCUUCUCUGACAUCAAGAAUGCCCAACCGUAGAGGAGGAAAAAGAAUGGCAUCCAGCCCGCCUUCUGCUGCUCCUCAUAUCGAUCAGAAUCCAUCUAACUUGAGUACAACAACUGUGGUGGGACAGCACAGAUAUGUCUGCAUUUGAAUACACUUAUGGAUCCACCGUAAACCCGUAAAUCCAAGCACCUUGAGGCGACCUAUGAUGCAAAACACAACAAGACAGGAAAUGACAACUCCAUUCCUGUAGCUGGAAAAAACAUCACCACAGACAACAUAUAUGACAAGAGACAUGUCUGCUUCUACUUAUGAUUGGUACACAUGGAAUUCAAUUUACCAAAAUAUGAGUGGCACAACAGGAAAUAACAGCACUGUUCCCAUGGUUGGAGACCCCCAGUGAUCCCAAUUUCCAUAAGAACAUCUUGGGCCCUGCUGGACAAAGAAUAUCUCCUACACCUGGAGCAACUCUUACCGCAAGAAGACAUACGGGACAAGAGGCAAAUCUGCUUUCAGCUCCAAUUAUUACAACGGGGGCUCACGUAGCCAUACUGCACCCACUGUGGUCUCAAAUACCAGCCCCACUCCAAAGAGUAAACACGCUGCGACUUGCACAUAAUGUCCCCCACACAUGGAAGCCAUCUUUCCAAUACUCUGUUGGGGACAACAGUACUCCCACAAUUGCAGGACCUGGUGUUGCUAAUUUCCAUUAGUGGGAACCACCUGGACCAAACACAGCUAGUAAAACUGGAGGAAAUAACAUCUCAGCUGUCGUGGGUGGCCCCUUAUGUCACUGCCUAUCCUCAGAAUACUGGGUACCCACCUACCCAGGCCACAGGUAAUACUAUGGGGGAUAGCUCCACAUCUGCUGCGACUGGAUAUGCUUAUGGUUCACCAUUUGUACAAAGCACAUGGGACCCUGCAGGUCAAGGGACAAGUGGUGGGACAGGGUGGAGUGGCAGGGAUUUUAGGAAAAUUCCCCUCAAAACACUUGGACCACUUGUGACUAUGGAGAGGCCACCAGUGUUUGGAGGUAGCUGCUCAGAGCAACUCUGUGGGUUUUCUGAAUGUAACCAAUGGCAUCCUUGCCUGUGACUCACUCCCUUAACCUCCUGUAACUUUGUAGAAACUACCCAACAAUUAUCUAAGGAAUCGCAACAAGUAAGGAGUAAAUCAUCCUCUGCAAACUGUCAAGAUAUGAAUGGACAACUCAGUGUUUUAAGAGAAAAUCUACUCUUUUCCUGCAAGCAAGCUGAGGACCAACCAGCCGCAUGUCGGGAAUUUAUUUAUUUAUACAAGUACUGGGAUACAAGCCAGAGGCACGGGAGGAUGAGAGGAUUCACCAGAGACAGAGCGGGGAGCAGAACAAGCAGAUGGACCGAAGACACUGCUGAGGGGAGCAGCGGGUGAGACAGGAGUGGUCUGUCGUGCCAUGUGGGAAUCACCCUGGCUGGUGGAGAUUCAAACCACUGCAGAGGCUGCGAACAGCUUCACAGCGCUGCGCUCAACCAGCUGUGCCGCCAGGGAGGACCAGUUAACAAUGUAUAGCUGAUUUUGAAAUGUACCUUAAAUAUUAAAACAGUGGUAAUAUUAAGUAGUGGAGGCAAGAUGUGAAUGGGGAUUUCUAAUUCUGCAUCUAAUACUCUCUCCUCUUCAUGGAACUGCUUUCUGUAACACAUGAGGAAGAUGGACUGGUGGCUUCCUUAUGUGUGGUAACAGUGUCCUCUGCUUCCCCACGAUUGCUGUGCUAUGUCUUGUAUGAUUAAGACCUCUUGCCAAGAAUAUUUUUGCCUUGACACUUUUGAACAAAUAGAGCAUAAAAACUGCUAAGGACUGAUAAGUGGCCAUGAAACAGCCCAACAGAAAGAGGAAGCUUAAUAUGGAUUCCAACGAGCAUUUGAAUCAGGAUGAGUGCUUGGAGCCAGCUGAAGAGGAGAAGAGGUCCAGGGAAGGUGUAAUACCUUUGAGUCAUGGCUCUUCGGCAGCUGCACAGAAAGCGUGGUCUUGGGAACAGUACUUGAAACAACGGAAAGCUAUAGCUGCACCAGUUGAACUGUUUUCCAAGGACCAGUCCUUUCCAGAGCAUGAAAAUGGUUUUCAGAUUGGAAUGAGAUUAGAAGGCAUUGACCCCCGACAUCCAUCUGUAUUUUGUGUGCUUUCUGUAGCUGAGGUGUGUGGUUAUCGACUAAGACUUCAUUUUGAUGGUUAUUUAAGCUGCUAUGAUUUUUGGACCAAUGCUGGUUCCCCUGACAUUCAUCCAGUAGGGUGGUGUGAAAAGACCAAGCAUGAAUUGCACAUCCCUAAGGGUUAUAGAAAAGAUAAAUUUGUUUGGAUGGAUUAUUUGAAGGCCUGCAAAUUGCAAAAUGCUCCCAAGAAAUUAUUCAGAAACAGAAGUUCUAAUGGGCCAAUGCCUAAAGAAUUUCAGGUUGGAAUGAAGCUGGAGGCCGUCGACAGGAAGAACCCUUCCUUGGUGUGUGUGGCAACCAUAGCAGAUAUUGUUGAAGAUCGCUUACUAGUGCAUUUUGACAAUUGGGAUGAUAGUUACGAUUACUGGUGUGAUGUCAAUAGUCCUUAUGUCCAGCCAGUUGGUUGGUGUCAGGAGAAUGGAAGAACUCUAAUAGCACCCCAAGGUUAUCCUGAUCCAGAAAAUUUCUCCUGGACAGACUAUCUGGAAGCUACUCAAACUAAUGCAGUUCCUGCCAAAGUUUUUAAAACUCGGUUGCCUCAUGGUUUUCUGCCGAAUAUGAAACUUGAAGUUGUGGAUAAACGAAACCCCCGGUUAAUUCGUGUUGCUACGAUUAUAGAUGUUGAUGACCAAAGAAUAAAGGUUCAUUUUGAUGGCUGGGACCACAAAUAUGACUACUGGAUGGAUGCUGACAGCCCUGACAUUCACCCAAUUGGGUGGUGUGAUGUAACAGGACAUCCACUGGAAGUGCCAUAUCGGGCAAAUGAUGUGAAAAUCCUUCCAGGGCAAGCUGUUUGUCCUACUCCAGGGUGCAGAGGAAUAGGCCAUAUCCGUGGUCCUCGGUAUUCAGGACACCACAGUGCUUUUGGCUGUCCAUAUUCGGACAUGAACUUAAAAAAGGAGGCGACGCUUCAUGAUCGUCUGAGAGAACAAACUCAGGCAAAUUUGGAGUCAGACUCUUCACACUCAAAAUGGACAAACAGCUGUAGCUUGAACUUCAACGGAAAACAUGAAAAAAUAAACAAUCAGCCCAGACUUGUACAGGAGGCAAAGUGUUUGAGAAUCAAAGGAAAAGAAGAUAUUGACUUGGAUAAUCUCUUCAGAGAGUUCUCCACGGAGCAGACACAGCAAGCGCUGCACCAGUCGGUCUUCAUGUCAUCCCUGGCAGCCCACCCGUUCCGGGACCUUCCCCUCGGCAGGGAGCAGCACUGCAAGUUGCUUCCAGGAGUGGCUGACAUCCAGGCAGGCGAAGUGGCCCGAUGGACGGUGGAUGAGGUGGCCGAGUUUGUACAGUCUCUCCUGGGCUGUGAAGAGCAUGCCAAGUGCUUCAAGAAAGAGCAGAUUGAUGGCAAAGCCUUCCUGCUUCUGACACAGACGGACAUCGUCAAGGUAAUGAAGAUCAAGCUGGGCCCAGCCCUGAAAAUCUAUAAUUCUAUCCUCAUGUUCCGGCAUUCCCAGGACCUCACUGAGGAAGACACUGUCUCAGGCCAGGAGGCCAGGGGGUAGACUCCACCCGAGCUGCUGCCACACCAGGACCCUGUUAUUUUAGCAAUAAAACGGACCCUGUUAAUUUGAUUUUAAUGUCCUCGUGGUCAUGUCCAUAUUUAAUCUGGGCCUUCUAAAGUGUCUGUGGGUUUGGAGGACUGAUCCUCUGCUGCCAGUGAUGCAGAGGUGCAGGUGCACUUGUGGUUUGUGACAUCUUUGUCUUCACUUGGGUCCUUCCGGCUUUCACUUGUUGCAACAGACAGACCAAAGAAGCCCAUACACAUCUCUCCCUCACCAUGAAAAAAGCCUUUUUCCAUUUUGCAAGCAUAAAGUUCUCAAGUGGUAAAAUAAUAGAAAAAAAUUCAUAAAUACAUUAAUGUUCUCACCAGAACAUCUGAGCUUGACUGAAUUUGCCAUCUGGGUGCAGUGAGUAUAAGAGAUAGAGGCCUGGUGUUUUAAAAAGACUACAUGUGAGAUUUUUGUGUACUUUACUCAGGAAAGUAUCAGUCUUUAAAAAAAAUUCAUAUUAAGCACAUAUUUUCAUAAUUCAUUAAUCCUCCUUUUAGUGCCAUUACUAUUUCUCAGUUGGCUCCUCAGGUUCCCAAAGUAUGCCAAGAGUAGCAUGAGAAUAGACAGCCUGGGUAUUGAGCAGAACCAACGACCUGCCCAGGACACUCUACCAGCAGUGCCAACAGACUGAGGUGGAGGAGACCUGGUGUGACGUUGGGCAUUGGCUGUGGACAGACCCCAGACCUAGCCCAAAUCCUCCAGCUUCCUGUGAGCGCAGCCAAGAAGAUGGGGUUGCCCUGGGUCUGUCUGAUUAUGUGUAAAGAGAGCUAGGUUACAUCUGAGCUUUGUUUGAACAAUUCUAAUUUGUUAUCAGAUCUUAUUUGUGUGUAUAAGUGGCAAGUUAUGUGGAAUCAGUCCCCCAGUUUUGAAAGACAGGAGCCUCUUUUCUUAGACAUACCCACAGUAAGAGCAACAGUGCCCCCAUGGAAGUGGAGCCCUAUCUUUUUUAUCGGGGAGGGUGAGGAAAUAGAUAAAAAUUGACCCAUUUCUUUCAUUAAGAAUCUUAAGGUUUAAGAAAGUUGAUUGUCCUUGAAGAGUUUCUCAAACUGUAGAUCAUUGAAGAACAAAAGAACUCUUCUCUAAGAGGUAUGGACAUAUUGAAUUAAUUUAGAUAUUUACCUAAAUGGAAUUUUAAUAUUAUUGAUUGAUGUAAAUUUUUGUUUCUGUGUUUUUUUUUUUUUUGCAGUUUUUUGUAGACUGCCAUUUACAAUUAAAAGUUCUGCUUCUGCUAUGUUAAAAUUUUAAUA